This is a messenger RNA of Austrofundulus limnaeus, 1400 nucleotides long. Its product is annotated as sialic acid-binding Ig-like lectin 12. Bases 19 to 1230 code for a protein of 403 amino acids. The transcript is spliced from 4 exons. The record is from RefSeq and is a predicted model, not a curated record. NCBI's taxonomy places the organism in Eukaryota, Metazoa, Chordata, Actinopteri, Cyprinodontiformes, Rivulidae.
CAGGUUCGUUCGUGAGAGAUGCAGAGUGAGAGUGUGAUGGCAGCUCUGUCUGUGCUGACAGUCAACAUGUUACUGAGCCUCUUCUUUCCUGCAGCUGUUUCAGGUGGCCUGGCUGAUUGUAGAGGUGUAACAACACCCUUACGUAUCACAGCACCAGAGAGGAUGGAAGCUCUGAGUGGAUCUUGUUUACAAAUCCCAUGUAGAUAUGAGACAACAGACAGAAGAUAUGACAGCAUCAAACCAAUCUAYGGAGUCUGGAUGAAAACUUGGUGGUACCCUUCAUACACUGUUUUCAACAGUGGCUUCUCAGUUAACAAGUAUCCAUUGAAAAUAACCGGAGACCUGAAGAACAAAGACUGCACCACUCUGUUUCCUGAUUUAAACACAACUUAUUCAGACAAAUACUUCUUCAGAAUUGAGAAUGGAUACUUUAAGGCAUCACCUUGUGCUGAAUCUGUUCAGAUAACAGUUAAAGAUUCAGCCUGGAGUCCCAGCAUCAGCAUCUCAGGUGAUGUGAAGGACCUGAAGGAGAAGGAGUCUGUCUCUAUCAGCUGCUCAGCUYGGACUCCCUGUCCACUCUCACCUCCUGAACUCACCUGGAGUCUCCAACAAGACUCUCAGAGACAAACWGAGACAAACCCAGAUGGAACCUUUACAAGUAAAAUCCAGGAGACCAUGACUCUGUCAGACACACAUGAUGGAUCCAACAUCACAUGUUCUGUCAGAUAUCCUGUGGAUGGAGGGAAACGGAACAAGACAGCAGAAACAAAUCUGACUCUCAGUGUUUCCUAUGCUCCUAAAGACACCUCAGCAUCCAUCAGUCCAUCAGGUUUGGUGUCAGCAGGUAGCUGGGUGGAGCUGAGCUGCUCCAGCAGAGCCAAGCCUCCUGUCAGAACCUUCAGCUGGUUCUGGAUCAGCAAACAUGGAACCUUUAAAGUUUCUGAGCAUCAGGUUUAUAGGUUCAUCGUCACAGAGGGAGGAGAGUUUUACUGUGUGGCUGAAAAUAAUCUGGGUAAYCAGACGUCACCUGUGAUCAUUUUUGCUGUUGAAGUUAAACCAGUGUUUUGGUUCAGUCUUUAUGUUCCUCUGAAGAUCCUGGGGAUUGUAACACUCUGCAGUUCAGUCAUCAUCUUUGAGUUCUGCUUUAGAUCAAGAUUCUUCAACAAACCAAAGAAGGCCUCAGAAGAAGCAGAUCAUUUCAACCAAGUGAUCAAGGUUCAAGCUUCUUGAGACUAAAGAAGACGAGGAUGUCCUCUGUCAAGAUUUGUUUUUUCUAGCUGUCAUCAGUACUCUCUGCUCUGUCUUCAGUCCAGCAUUAUUUGUCCUCUCUGUUCACUCAGGGCUUCUGGAUUUUGUUCUGUUAUCAGUGUGCAUUUGAUUGACGUCUGUUUGUUUUGUUG